Molecule: messenger RNA, 600 nt
Organism: Dentiscutata heterogama
Lineage: Eukaryota; Fungi; Glomeromycota; Glomeromycetes; Diversisporales; Gigasporaceae
Source: the annotation of a GenBank genome assembly
AUGACCGAUUUACAGAAUAGUACCUCUACGACGGGCAAAAACAAAUUAGUAGUUGAUCGUGAGAAUACGGUCCCGUUUUUACUACGAAUGUUUUGGCAGCAAGGCGCUCAUCAUAGGCCUGAAGAUUACACGCCUGACCAUCUCCCUACUGAAAAUGAAAUACAACUAUACACGUGGAAAGAUGCUACAUUGAAAGAAAUUGCUAAUCUCAUUAAAGAAGUGAACUUUGAAUCUACUCGUUCAAAUGCUCGAAUAUCAUUCAAAUUAGUUUAUAUUGACAAUUUACGUGGAAAAUAUGCAUUUAAAGAUUUGGGUACAGUUUAUAAUAUGACAUCGACUUCUGAUGAUGAUAUAAAUCUUGAUGAUGCAAGAUUUGUUAUCGGAGACUUUUUGGAUGUAGGAGUUUUUCAUGGUGCACCUCCACGAGCUCCUGAAAGGCGAGGUAGUAUCCUAAAAGAUCGAAAUAGAGAUAGAGAUCGAACAAGAAAUAGUUAUCGUAGCGUUGGAAAUGAGCGUCGUGAUAGGGAUCGAGAACGUGAUAGAAAUAACGAUAGAAGGGACGAUCGAAGAGAUGGUAGUUUUAGGGAUAGAAGACGAUAA